Molecule: messenger RNA, 601 nt
Organism: Hibiscus syriacus
Lineage: Eukaryota; Viridiplantae; Streptophyta; Magnoliopsida; Malvales; Malvaceae
Exons: 2
Coding region: 107-586 (159 amino acids)
Source: RefSeq, a predicted model, not a curated record
CCUCCUUUGCUCUUUCUACCUUGUUGUUUUGAGUUUCUGUUGUCGUUUUCUCUUUCCUAGGUUUUUGGUUUUCUCUACGAAAGGCUUUUUUGUUCCAGCUUCAUCAAUGGCACAGGAAGAGGUUGAGAACGGAGGAGCCGAGAAGGUGGCGGCCUUGAAGUUCACGGCGUUGAAACCUCAGCUGAUGGUGGAGGCACCCAAGGCUGUUGAUGCGGUGCAGUUCUACAAAUCCGCUUUCGGCGCCUUUGAGGUUGGCCGCACUGUUCACCCUAAGCGCAAGGCCAAGCAGGUGCUCCCUCACAUCCUCUCCGCUCAACUUGAGCUAGCUGGCUCUACCAUUAUCGUUUCUGAUAUUGUUGAAAACUCUGCUCCGAUGAAAACCGAGGGAGGCGGAUGUGUGCUCUGCCUCGAGACUGACGACAUCGAAGCUGUUGUUGCCAAGGCCGUGAGCGCUGGAGGAGUUGCAAAGAGUGAGAUAGCUGAGGACGACGGCGCGUGCUACGGUGGUCGCGUGGGCAAGGUGAAGGAUCCAUAUGGCUACGUUUGGCUUAUCUGCUGGGGUUUUUACAUAACUGACACCGUUUGAUUUUAAUUUUACUUU